CCUCCUCCUUGACAUUGCAGCAAAUGCAACAACGGCGAGUUGCAAUGUGAGGAGGACGAUUGCAUGAUUGACGUGACCCUCAUGGACCACAUCAACGGUCGUCCUCGAGAUUACGGUUGGAGGGCCAAUAAUUACUCGGAAUAUUGGGGCAGAAAGAAGAGGGAUGGCUUCCUUUACCGCACUGGCACUCUCAACCCCGAGGCACUGUCCCUGCAGAUGUACCCGAUCAUCCUGCGGCCCGACUCGUCCCGCAUCCCGAGUGAGUUCGACGCCCGACAGAAGCCCGAGUGGAUCGGUCGGGUCAGCGACGUCGGAGACCAAGGCUGGUGCGGUGCCUCGUGGGCCUUCUCGACGCUGGGGGUGGCGCAGGACAGGCUUUCCAUCGAGUCCUUUGGCAACGAGACGGUGAGACUCUCCCCUCAGCACCUCCUGAGCUGCAGCAGGCGAGGCCAGAGGGGCUGUGAGGGCGGCCACGUCGACAGGGCUUGGCAGUACCUACGCAAGGUUGGUGUUGUGAACGAGGAAUGUUACGGUUAUGAAAGUGGCACUACUGGGAAGGUGCCAAGCUGCCGUAUUCCUAUCAGGGCCAACCUCUUCAGCCUUAGAUGUGCAUCAAAGGAGGUUGUGUACCAGAGGCGAGACUUGUACAAGACAGAACCUCCUUACCGCAUCGCUGGCAAGGAGGAAGACAUCCAGUGGGAGAUCAUGACCAACGGACCCGUGCAAGCCAUCAUGAGAGUGUACAAAGACCUGUUCAUGUACGCCGGCGGUGUGUACCGGCACACAGGAUCUCCACAGGAUGACUAUGCUAUGCACUCCGUCAGGAUCGUUGGCUGGGGUCAUGAUAGCUCAUUAGGAGGAAGGCCUUCUAAGUACUGGCUGGUGGCCAACUCGUGGGGCAAGCGGUGGGGCGAGCGAGGCUUCUUCCGCAUCCGGCGAGGCACCAACGAGUCUGAGAUCGAGUCGUUCAUCCUGACCGUCCGCGCACGACUCGCCGCCUACGACAGGAAGGCCAGGCGUCGAAGGCCCGGUCGCCACGCCCACUCUGGCCACGCCCACUCUAACCACGCCCACCUUCACCCGGACGCUCAUCUUCAGUUGGAUAGGAGUGGGUGGCUUAUCUAAGAGUGAGAUUUUUUUUUUUUUUUUAAGAGAGGGGGGGGUAUUUCCUGAGUUCUUUUUUUUUCUUCUUUUUAUCUUUCUUUUUUAAGUGGAUAACAGGUCGCAAUAUGAGAUAUUGUAACAAAAAAAAUCCUAUUUGUUUCUCUUAUAUAUUUGACAAAAAAUCCGAAAACCCUUAGGUUUUUUUUUUUUUUUUUUUUUUUUUUUUUUUUUUGGUGAAGGGCUUUCAAGUGAGUCAACUAAAAAUCACUCUCGAAUCUGUCUCACUUCAGUCUUUAGUAAGUCAACUCCCUUCAGUCUUAAGUCAUCUCACUUUCGUCUUACGCAAGUCAUUUCAAUUCAAUCCUAAGUAAGUCAACUCGCUUCAGUUAUAAGUAAAUCAAAUCUCUUCAGUCUUAAGUCAACUCACUUAAGUUUUAAGUAAAUCGACUCACUUUUGGUCUUAAGUCAGUCAGGCUUGAGUCAGCCCUGAGUCGGUCUUGAGAAGAAGUGAAUCGGUCUUGAGUUGGUCUCGAUUCAGUCUUGACUUGCGUGCGUUCUGAAUCAGUUUCAAAAAUUCAGUCUUUGAGUCAUUCAAUCUUUUGGAUUUUUGUCCGGCACAUUUUUCCCACGCUUUUUUAGAAUCGAAUCAUCGUCCUUUACAAUCGUAAUUAUGAGAAUAUGCCUUUAUUUAGAGUCAGAUGAACAUUUUUAAAGAGAAUUGAUGCUUCUAUCGAGGUCUUUUUCUCGAUGUGCGAGAGUAGAGGCCAAUGUUUGUGUAGAUAGUUUCAUAUAUACAAAACACUGCCAGUUGUGGAAGCUUUAAUUUUAAAUAAUGCCUUUUUGUGGGCGGUGAGAGUGUUUUAGAUAGAUAAGUAGAAUAUAUAUGUAUAAAUAUACAUAUAUUUACAGUGUGUCUGUGUGUGUGUGCGU
Messenger RNA from Penaeus monodon (black tiger shrimp), 2034 nucleotides. RefSeq lists its product as uncharacterized. The record is from RefSeq and is a predicted model, not a curated record. Gene Ontology annotation, biological process: proteolysis. Gene Ontology annotation, molecular function: cysteine-type peptidase activity. The transcript is spliced from 7 exons. The coding region runs from base 64 to 1125 and encodes 353 amino acids. Lineage: Eukaryota; Metazoa; Arthropoda; Malacostraca; Decapoda; Penaeidae. Gene Ontology annotation, cellular component: lysosome.